AUGGCGUCGGAGCGACCCACGUGGAUGUCUGAGUGGCCGCCCCCUGUCUCUCAUGAUCCUUUCCCCUACGAGCCAGACUCGCUUCUCCUCGUCAAGCAUACUAGUACUCUCUCGCCUCACACGCCUCCUUCCUUGUACCCCCCACAACAGGUCCGGGUGGAGAAGCUGGACUCCGACACCCAGAAGAGGUACCAGCCUCUCGCUGCCCGCGAGCCUUUUUUGACCCUUAGCAGGGAGGAGAUGGAUCCGUACAUCGCCAAGAUGCGCAGCAGCUUGCAGGCCCUUGAGAUGUACACGGAGCAUCUAAGAACUUCCCUGAUGGACUCCGAGAACCCGAUAGCUAGCAGAGAGGUGGAGGAGGGCAACGUGGAGGAAGAGCAGAAGUUUCAGAGCCAGUUCGACAGUUACAUGAAGGAUCUCAUCGCACAAAGCUCUCUGAAUUACACCAGUUACGAGCUGGUCGACCCCAACAGCGUCAGCGAUGCGAUGAAGGCAGCGAGCAAGCGGAGCGAGUGGGCGAGGUUUGUUAUGACGUUGGACUUUGACUUCGAGGAGCUGGUGCCCUUAGAACCUCGCAAGAGGGCGACGCUCAAGCAAGACCUUCAGUUCUGCAUCGCAGUGGCAGCAAACCUUGACGCUGAGAGGGUGAAAGUGUUGACGCUCAAGGAAGGCUCAGUGCUGGUUGAGUUCAGCGUGAGGCCUGACAGCCGAGCAAGAGACGCGAGAGAGCAAACAACCAUCCUCAGGGAACUCCAAGAGAGUAUCCGAGACGAAAGUUGCCUCUUACGUUUCAAGUAUCGCGCUAUCAAAAUAAGCUUCGCUGAAGAUAAGCAGCUUGAGCAGAACGAAGCUAAAGCCUCGUCCAUCAAUGAGCGGAAAGAGCGCAGCUUGACUAAGAGCCUCUUCGGGCCGGCCCGGCAAGGCAAGGAGGCUGCUGCAGAAUCCUCGACAGGCAAAAGAGCUGGAGGGAUGGAGCAGGAGCGCUCGAGCAGCAUGUCUGAUGUACAUGUAGACUUUGACGAGCACCCGUCCGCCAUCCUCCACGUCCGUCUAGUCAAGGCCUCCCACCUCCCAACGUUGGAAUGGACGAGAGCGUUCUGUGUGUUGAAACUUCAAGACUCUUCCGCCUGCGCGUGGACCAGCAGCGAACAGCUCGAGCAUACCAGCCUCCUUCCCUGCUCAAGUGAGCGAGUCAGCGUGAUUGCACAGGGAGAGCACGCAAAGUUCGAGGAAGACUUCACCUUCGGCGUGUCGGAGAGCCGGGAGACAACGCUGAGCGUGCGGAUGUUUCACAAAGGUUUCAUCGCGACGGAGCUGAUCGGCGAAGUGCUGGUCCCUCUUUCCUCCCUCCUCUCCGCCCCUCGCUCGCUCUCCUCGCCCUCUUCUCCUCACUCCUCCUGGUUCCCCUUGAAAACUUUGGCGGGGGGGGACGUCAAACACAGCUCGGGUGUUCGAAGCGAGCUCAAGCUUGAGUUCAGCUGGACUCGACCAGUACCGGAGCACCUGCGAGUGCUGAAGGAGCAGCUUAUGAAGCUCGUGGGAGAGGAGGAGGCCGCUCAGCCGGACUGGCAGCCUCGGGUGUUUGUUCUCGAUCCCUUUUCUCGCUUCCUGUAUGAGUACGUUCCCGUCGGCAUUUUGAAUCUCCACGGUUCGAAAGUUUCCCAAGUGUCUUCCGACACCUUCCGUGUCUCCUCCGGUCCCUCCGCUCUCACUUGUCGCACGACCAGCAAAAAUGCUCUUCGCAUGUGGGUAGAGGGGUUGAAGCUUGCCUCCUCCCCCCUCAAGCAGCCGUCAGCGUCGCGAAGCUGGAGGUGGCCGAUCCUCCUGGCCGCUUUCUUGCUCGUGGGCCUCGCCAUCGGUCUCUGUGUGUGGAAGCUCGUGUUCUCCUCUUCGCCUCCUCCUCCUCCUCUCACGUGGACAAUCUGCGGCGUUGGGGAGAGCGAGUGCGAGGCCUGUCGCUGCUUCUCUCGCUGCUUGUUUGCCACCUCGCUAGGAUUUCAGCUCCCCACGACCCAGCAGGACCUCAUCUGCUCUGUGCUCUGCGCAUGUUCCGUGCCGCCUCGUCGGAGGGGAUGCGGGGAUGGCGUGCGGCAGAACAAGAGCCUGGAGGCCCUCGGCGUUCGCUUCUCUUCCUUCGAGGAGUGUGACGACGGCAACAACCAGAACCAGGACGGAUGCAGCGCGACCUGCCAGCUCGAGAGCUACAUGAAGACAGACGCGCUUGACCUCGUCCCUCCCCAGCUCGGCCUCUCACUGUGCGGCAACUCUCACACCCUCGCCUCUUGUGAGUCUGCCUGCCUGCUGUCCUCCAGCUGCCAGUGUAUCUCCUACGGGGGGGGUUGGUGCCACCUCUUCUCCAACUGCUCCUCCCUCCUCCCGGCAGCCUCCCUCAGCGCUCGCCCUGGCCUUGCAGAUCCCUGGCAGGAGAUGGAGUUCGCGUGCGGCGAAGGGAAGUACGUUGCCAGUCAGCAGAGUGCAGACGUGAGGGGGACCAUCAUGCUGGUGGGGAUCACGAACCUGCAGGAUCAAGACAUACGUCUGCUUGCUGCUGCCUUCCAGAACCGCUCGCUUGCUCCGGUCGCCUACUCCUUCCAGCUGAUCUCCUUCCUGCAGGGCUCUGUUUCCACUCAAGAUGCCUUGCCGGCAAGGAGGAAGGAAGCGUUCGAGUUGCGAGCCAGCAUCCCGGUCGUCUUCCUUCGCUUCAAGGUCACCGUCAGCACCUCCUUCGGACUCACUAUCCGGUCUGCUGUCAUCAACUUCGUCAACGCGGGGGAGGAAGGGCUCGCUGGGUAUCUAAAGCUUCAUGGCAUGCGCUCCUUGCUCAACGCCAUCUGGCCCCCGAGCAAUCCUCUCCCUGCUGUCUUCCCUUCCCCCGCCUCGUACUCGGGCUCAUCGACGCUGCUCCUCAAGCAGCCCUGGCGCUGCUACCCCGGGGGAAAUCGAUUUGCCCCUUCCUCUACUGCUGACCUCUGCUGCGCAAACGUGUCGCAAGUGUGCCAUCCCCCUGCCUUAUGCUACGUCUCCUCAGCUGAUGCCUUCCUUUGUAUCCCCAAGCGCGAGCCGCGAGCCCCGACAGACCUCGGGUCCACUGCGAUGGACCAGCAGGUGAAGCUUGUGUGGAGGAGCCCGGUAGACACGGGAGGGCUUGCGAUCAGCGGGUAUGCGGUGGAGCAAGCGGAGUUUGCGAUCGGGGACAGCAGCUACCGAUGGGUCACGAGGAGCACAGGGAGCAACGCGACAUCAAUCCUGGUCUCGAAUCUCAACAACUUCAUCUCCUACUACUUCAGAGUCGCUGCCAUCAAUCAGCUGGGGUCGAGCUCGACUAUUAGGACAAGCCUUCCCAUCAAACCCACGGUCACAGUCCCCGACAGGCCUCAGGCAGGACGGGCCAAAGCUGGUCACCUGCGCGCGUGGUUGGCGUGGGAUCCCCCCAGCAAGGACGGAGGGUCGCCCAUCCUCAGCUACCUCCUCUACAUCACCAACAAGACCAGCCCUCUCGGCAGCUGGGCUCUGCUUCAGCCCGGUCCCACCCUGCAGGUCGGGGUGCUGCCGCCUGGAGGAGCGGACGACUAUCCGAUCACUGCGACAACAUCGAGACGUCGAUCGCCUCCUCCCCUCCGCUCCUCCUCUUCUCAGACCCUUCGCUUUCUCGUCACUGGCGAUCAGAAUCAACGCCCUCUCCUCACUGGCAUCCAGUACGCCUUCGCCCUGGUCGCUCAGAAUGCGCAGGGCGGCUCCCAGCCGUCCAGCUACGUUCUUGUCACCCCGGGCUUCGAGCCUCCAGCUGCUGUCACGGACCUCAGCGCUCUCUGCCAUGGCGCAGGCGCAGCGGGUAGCUGCCAGUCGGGGCAGGUAGGGGACACGGAGGUGAGCAUCGGGUGGAGACCUCCGUCGGAGGACGGGGGUCAGGCGAUCGUGAGCUACAGCGUGGAGCUGAGCAUCAACAUGAGCUUCUCCCUCCUCGAGUUGCAGCUGCUCGUGCCAGCCAACGAGACUUCGAGGAGCAUUGGGAGCCUCGUCAACGGCAUCGGCUACUUCGUGCGCGUGCGAGCGAUCAACGGGGUGGGGGAGGGACCAGCAGCGAUCAUGGGGCCUCUCGUUCCCACCGCCUGCAUCCCGUUUGGCACCCAAUGCACCUCCUGCUCCCAGCCCUUCCUGCAGGUGUGGGGGCAGUGCUCCUUGCCAGCUUGCUUCCAGCAGGGGAACUCCACCAAGGACACGAGGUUGCUGGACUGCAGCACGGCUGGGUGCAAGCUGCAGGUUCAGCACGACGGGACAUGGGGUUACGUGGGUCCGAGUGACUUCUCGCAGCGCUCAGCUGAAGUCGCUUGCCGGUCGCUGGGGCUGCGAGCUCGACCAGUGGUCUGCGGAGGAGCAGCCUGCGGGUCUGUGGUGGAGGAGAAGCUGGGGAGCGAGGCGCGCGUGUGGCUGGAGGGCGUGCAGUGCACGGGGAGCGAAGUUUCCGUCGUCGACUGCCCUGCGUCUCAGAUGCCUGACAACACUGGAGCUCUGACAAAGUGGGGAGGACUGACCUCCUCCACCGUCGUCGGCCUCUGUUGCUGGCCGGAUCUCUAG
Messenger RNA from Guillardia theta CCMP2712, 4575 nucleotides. RefSeq lists its product as hypothetical. Gene Ontology annotation, cellular component: membrane. The transcript has 5 exons. Bases 1 to 4575 code for a protein of 1524 amino acids. NCBI's taxonomy places the organism in Eukaryota, Cryptophyceae, Pyrenomonadales, Geminigeraceae. Gene Ontology annotation, molecular function: protein binding. The record is from RefSeq and is a predicted model, not a curated record.